Silurus meridionalis is the source of this 5075-nucleotide messenger RNA. RefSeq names its product NACHT and WD repeat domain containing 1 (gene nwd1). Lineage: Eukaryota; Metazoa; Chordata; Actinopteri; Siluriformes; Siluridae. The coding region runs from base 182 to 5068 and encodes 1628 amino acids. The transcript has 19 exons. Gene Ontology annotation, molecular function: protein binding; ATP hydrolysis activity. The record is from RefSeq and is a predicted model, not a curated record.
UGUCCUGCAGCUUGAUGUUCAGGUCUCAGGGUUAGAUUUCGUGAUGUGAAGAACGCAGCAGUGUUGAAAUGAAGUUCUACUCCAAGCAGCUAAUGGACUGAAGGCAGAGGAGGUGUAGAGGAGGCAUAGCGGAGGUGUAGAAGAGGCAUAGCGGAGGUGUAAAGGAGGUGCACACCGAGGGAUGGAGGUGGUGGAGCUGAGGGAGGUUCUGGGAGUCGAAACCCUGCGUGGACGUGACACAGAAACUCCGGAGCCUUUGUCCAACGUGGUGCGAGUGUUCAUCAGCUCAGCAGUCUCAGAUUUUAACACUGAACGAAAUGCCUUCUGGGAAAAAGUCUACCCUGAUCUCCAGAGCUCCUGUCAGAGUCUCGGUCUGGUCUUUGAGGCUGUGGAUCUCCGGUGGGGUUUGUGGAAUUCCAUCACUGUUGAUCACCAAACAACGGAGCUGUGCCUUCAGGAGAUACAGUCAUGUCAGAAAGUGUCACCAGGACUUAGUUUUAUUGCUUUGAUUGGCAGUCAGUACGGACCCCGCCCCCUGCCACGCCUCAUACCCGAGACUGAGUUUCAGUUACUGCUCUCUAAACUUUCUCAAGACCAAGAAGGCUUGAAUGUAUUGAAGAAAUGGUUCUUCAAAGAUGAUAAUGUGGUUCCUCCUCAAUAUGUCCUUCAGCCAAUCACCACACACUUUCCUUAUUACAACAAUACUGCACCUGAGGCUGGAGCACAGCACGACGCUGAUGUUUUGUCUUGGAAUCUUACUGAAGCUCGGUUACUGCAGCUGUUAUGCAAUGCGGCACUGCGAGCCCAGAAGGAUGGAGACUUCAGCGCAGAGCAGAAGCACAAGUACUUCAAGUCAAUGACAGAAUGGGAGAUGGAGCAGAGUUUUCUCUCGACUCCAGAGCAAAGCAAGACUUCUCCGAUCAUCUUUAUCAGAGAACUUCCUCAUUUGAAGAAAGGUGAAAGCCAUAAGCAUGCUAAGUUCUUGGAUGUCACAGCUGAUGGUCUAUUAGACACUGAAGCACAGGAACUAUUGAGCAAUCUGAAACAGCGCAUCUCCAGUGUGUUUUCAGAUCUUCUCACCUUCGAGCUGAGUAAAAAUGCUCUGGAUGUGAACCGUAAGGAGCACAAGGAGUAUCUGGAAAAAUUCUGUGAGCAGAUUGUAUGUCGCAUAAAGGACAGGAUCACCAAGCAAAGUUCUCCACCAACAAGUCCAGAGUGGCUGUGGAUUCAACAGGAGCUUUUUCAUCAUGCAAAGCUGAGUAAAGAGAAGUAUGGCACUUUUAAUGGAAGAGAUGGUCUACUGGCAAAGAUCUCAAUCUCGAUGUGGGAGUCGACAAACAUACAGCACGCACCACUCGUAGUCUACGGACCUCCAGAAGUUGGUAAGACCUCUCUGCUGUGUAAACUGGCCCGAGAGAUGCAGACUGUUCUAGAUCCACAAGCCGUAGUUGUUCUCCGGAUGCUUGGAACAUCUCCCAACAGCUCAGAUGUAGACUCUGUCCUAAAGGGGAUUUGUUUACAGGUUUGUGGAGCUAUGGGACUGGCAAAUCCCAGCCCACAGACUGCAAACACACACGAGAAACUGGUGAGGUUCUUCCAUGCCUUGCUACAGAAAGUGUCUGAAAAUGGAGAAUCAUUAGUUCUCAUCCUGGACUCCUUGGACGACCUCUCACGGGCCAACAAUGCUCAUAAACUGCUCUGGAUACCUAAAGAACUUCCUCCUAAUGUACAUUUGGUAGUGUCUGCACUACAUGGAGGUACUCCUUUCAAAAGACUGAAAGCUCUAAUUAGUGAUGAUCAGAGCUUCUACAGAGUAGAACCUCUGGAUUGUGAUCAAGAGCAGGACAUCAUUAAUGCCUAUCUGAAUGCUGCUGGGAGAAGACUCACGUAUGAGCAAAGAGAUGCGAUCACUGACAGCUUCCAGAAGAGUGGAAGCCUUUUGCAUCUGAAGCUAAUGGUGGACAUGGCAAAGCAGUGGUCAUCCUACACCUCUGUGUCUGAGCUUCACCUUGGCAGCUCGGUGCAGGAGACGAUCUCAUUGUUUCUCCAGACGCUGGAAAAAAAACAUGGCGAGAAGCUCGUCUGCCACACGCUGGGUUACAUCACCUUAGCAAGACGUGGAUUAUCGGAGGCAGAAGUACGUGAUAUCUUGUCUGUAGAUAAUGAUGUCCUGGCUGAGGUCUACCAGAGCAGACUUCCUCCGAGCCCUACACUCAUACGCUUUCCUCCUCUUCUUUGGUCACGUCUCAGACACGACCUCAAAGAUCACCUGCUGGAGCGUCAGGAAAAUGGCAUUAUAGUGUUAACAUUCUCCCAAAGGCAGUUUACAGACAUUGUGAAGGCAAAGUAUCUGUCCGUGGAGCGGCGAGUUCAAAUGCACAGCAUUCUGAGUGAAUACUUCUCAGGUCAGUGGAGCCAAGGCCAGCUCAAACCCAUACUCCUGUCAUCACUGAACACGCAGCUGAAUGCUGACAGAAAGGUCCCUCAUCAGCCCCUAUGGUUUACUGAAGGAGUCGCCAACCUCAGGAAGCUUCAGGAACUUCCGUAUCAUCUCCUACAUUCUGGGAAAUGGGAGGAACUGCGUCACUCACUGCUAGGAAAUUUGGACUGGUUGUACUGUAAGACCCUCAGCUGUGGUGUAACCAGUGUCAUUCAGGACCUUUCACUUUGUGCUGACAUCACUGACUGUCCUGAGGUCCAGCUGAUCAGAGACUGCUUUCUCCUGCUGAAGCCUACUCUAGACUUCAUUGAUGGACACACAGACUCACCCCUUCUGGUCACUGAGAUCAUGGCCAGACUUCAGGCUCUGGCACCGGUGUACCCGUCACUGAUUGGGCCCUUGUGCUCGCAGUGUGACCGCUGGUUUGCUUCCUGUGCCGACCCUGUGCUGGUGCCCAGGAGUAACUUCUUACCAUCUCCUGGAGGGCCUCUGAUAAACACCAUCAGUGCUUCUGCAAAAGGCAUUACUGCAGUAGAUCUUUAUUUGGAGAAAGGGUUACUCCUGGCAGGGUCAGUGGAUGGAGAGUUGAUGGCAUGGGACCUAAAGUGUCUUGAGCUGCUUCAUAUUUUUGAGGGACACACAGGUGCAGUGCAGACGGUGAAGUUUAUAAAUAAAGGUGACCACUGCUUAUCUACUGGACUCGAUGGCUCUAUUAGGAAAUGGAAUCUUCUCACGGGAAAACAGCUCUACUGCAUUCCUGCUGUGGUCUCGCUACAACCCUGGCCUACUGAGCAGAUCCUGGUGCUGGAGCCUAAAGCGAUGGUCCUGUCCAACACAGGAGGACAAGUCAAGUCAUGGAGCUUGGACACUGGAGAGCUUCUUUAUGAAGUUGAUGUGAAAGGAGAAUGUUCUCUACUCAGUACACUGGGGGAGGAAGUGGCAGUCAUGUCCAGUGAAGGCCAAAUCUGGAUCUUUGAUUCAGACACUGGACUUGAAACAUCCUCCUAUAAGCUCAGCUGUUCUCAGGGUUUCACAGUAUGCAGUGUGCUUUCACUCCACCGACAUGGAAAACUCCUCAUCACAUCUCAGGAGUGUUCACUCAACAUGGUCUCUGCCAGUGGUUCGCUCUCUGAGGUUGACCUUCCAGCACCUGCUUCAUUCAUGUGCACCUCAGAAGAUGAAAACGUCCUCUUUGCAGGCUGUGAGAGAACACUGGCUGUGCUUCACCUAAAUCCAGACUCUGUCCACAAAUCCCAGGAGCUCCAGCAUGAAGCCACGGUUUUAUCUGCAGUUUCUUACAGCCAAGGAAGCAAAGUCCUUACUGGAUGUCAGGAUCAAAUCAUACGGGUUUGGGGUUUAGUCACUGGACACCUCCUCGACUCCUUCAGUGGUAUGGGAUCUCCUGUUACCUCUGUCUCCAUGUGCAACACUACGAUCAUCUCAGCCUCAACCAGGUCUGGUCACCUCAAACUGUGGCAGCUCGACUACAAUCCUAAACACAAGAACCAGGCCUGUGUUCCUGCUAACUGCCCCAGGGUGGUGAUCUCCAGAGACGGCAACACGGUACAUUUCAUCAGAGAAGAGGACCGAGCCAAGGUGUUCUCAUGGAACUGCUCUGAAGAACACACACAUGUCGAACUGACACAACUUACCUGCUCCUCAGGUAUGUCCUCCGAUACAAUGGACGUGUGCUCAGAGGUGUGUUGUAUGGAACUGGCACAACAGAAGCAGCUUCUCUUCUGUGGCCUCUGCACUGGUACUGUACUCAUCUACCCUCUAGCCUUCCCCCAAGAGACCCUGUGUCUUCCUCCUCCGGAGAGCCUGCCCACCGUACGCAGCAUGGCCAUCAGUCCCAGGGAAGAUAAGAUUGCUGUGGCCUACGAGGAAACCGUGAGCUUGUUCGAAAUUACAGCAAGAGACAGCUUCCCCUGCGUGGAGGGCCCGAUCCAUAACUAUUCGCUCUCCCUGCUUCACUCGUCAGUAUCGGCCAUGGCUCUGCUGCCCGACUGUAGACUCCUGUACGGCACUUUCGGAGGGGAGGUGGCGAUCUAUGACUUCAAGAGUGCCACAGCCAUGGAGGUGGAUCAUCACGGAGCUGCUAUCACCUGCAUUGCACUGAGUAACUGGGAUAAACACGCGCUGGUGGGAUCUGAGGACUGCGUCCAGAAGCUCUGGAAUUUGAGUCCUGUGCUUCUGGACCAUACUAUGGAGUAUAAGGGUUUCUACUUUGAAGGCAUUCUGUGUGCGGCGUUCUCUGUAAACGAUAAGUACGUGUUCACCGGCUCUCGAGACAAAACCGUUAAAGUCUGGGACGUGGCUACAGGAUCCCUUUUAUACAUCCAGUACGUUUAUGCUGCAGUUAUCAAGAUUACACCCUACAAGGAUGGGUUUGUAGCCAUUUCACAGCACGGCGCUUACAUCAAGGAGGGCUUCCACUGUCCAAACGCACCGACUCCGGACUACAACCCUCUCCGCAACUUCAGAGCUCACUAUCGCGUUACUUCACGUGAGAAGAGUCUCGACGCUCCUCAUUCUGUCAUUACAGGAUUACACAGUUACAAUCCGGCUCAGUUUAACUUCAUGGGCGUUCUCAAGACCAAACAGUCCAGCACGUGUGUCCUUCUGUGAGAAAGCA